Messenger RNA from Epinephelus fuscoguttatus (brown-marbled grouper), 5848 nucleotides. It is a transcript of the gene tmem51a, whose product is annotated as transmembrane protein 51a. Bases 257 to 1096 code for a protein of 279 amino acids. The transcript has 3 exons. The record is from RefSeq and is a predicted model, not a curated record. Lineage: Eukaryota; Metazoa; Chordata; Actinopteri; Perciformes; Serranidae.
UCUGCCUCUGUCUGUCUGGGCCCAUCCGUCUCAUAGGGAAAGUUCCUCCUGACCCAGAAACGCUGUUUGUCCCCAAAUUGUGCCACAUACACUCCUGUCUGUCUGAGUCGGCACAGUUUGACAUUGAACGCAACACCACCCGGCUCUGAGAAGAAGAAGAAGAAGAAGAAGAGGCCAGGAGUUGGUUAUUGUCCGAAAGAUGCAAAGCUUUUGACCUCACUGGAGCUUGUUUGACUGAAGUUAAGGGACUGAUAAGAUGCGUUCUAGUGUGGCUGGACCACCAAGCCCCCUUGACAGAGCAGGAGGCACUGGCACCAACAACCACAACAACAACAGCAGCAGUGAAAGCAGUGGAAACUCAGGUUCCCAGUAUGCAUUAUGUGCUCUGGGGGUGGGGCUUGUCGCCCUCGGUAUCGUGAUGAUUGUGUGGAGCGUGGUACCUGCUGACGCGGCUGGUAAUAGCAGCAGCAGCAGCAGCGGCAGUUCGGGUGGAGUGGGUGAUACCGGUGACAGGAAACAUAAAGCGUCCUCUGUGGCCUUUGUCUUGGUGGGAUCUGGGGUGGCCAUGCUGCUGCUGUCCUUGUGUCUGGGAAUGAGGAACAAGCAGCGGGAGCAGCAGAGGCUCCUGGAGAGGCAGAACCAAGGAGCAGAGGCAGCUCGGCAGCAGGAAGACAGAGAAACUGCUGAGGAACAAGCCCAACGCUACGCUGUACCUAGCUAUGAAGAGGCAGUAGGCAGUGGCCAGUACCCUGUCCGUCAGAGCAACCUUCGCCCAAGCACCUCCCAGCUACCUUCCUACGAUGACCUUGUCCAAGUUGAUGGUGUACAGUAUGAAUUCGAGGGGCCAGAGGUCACACCAACCGGAGCACAGCCUGCUCCAGCUUCCAGUGCUCCCACAGCUCCCAGUGCUGCUGCUUCCACAUCAAAUCGCAGAGCUGGGAAAAACACCCGCAAGCUCCUCCCUAUCAAGAUCCGCAGGAUUAAAUCAGAGAAGCUGCACAUGAAAAACACUGAUAACUCUCAGCCGCCGGCUGGAUUCAGUAUAGAGCCACUCACCCCUCCGCCGCAGUAUGAGGAUAAAGUCCCUCCGAUCUGAGAUCAAGCUGAUGGUGUUUAAAACAAUCUACUGAAACUCCUGGAGUCCUCCAUGAUCACCUGUCAUGGAUCUGGAUCUGGAUCUGUGGUUUUAAGACUUGAAGAUGGCCUUUCUUGCAGAACAUUCUCAGAGGCACUUUGUAUUUUUUUUUUUUUAGAAAAUACAGCAUCUGUUCUAACUCUUCUCUUGUGCCACAUCGCUCCAAAUCAUGAAAUACAGAAACCUUUUUUAAAUUUUGGAUCUCUGAAACAGAUACGGACCGAUAGUAAUGGACACAGUUACUGGAGCCUUCUUCACAGUUUGACUGAUUCUGUCACGCGGUGGCACAUUGGAUUAAAAGCAAACACCAAAGGCAGUUUUCCUUUAUCUCAGUCAUUUUCCAUUUUGCAUUAUGUUAAUGUUCUCCACUCUGCACUGACUGUCAUCACGGGACACCACUGACUGGUUAUGGUGAGGAUUUGUGUGCACACUUAAGUAGAUACAUGCAGGGCGCUCAUUUUGUAAAGUAGCUGCUGCUUGGGCUGUGUCUCACCCUGGGAGGCUUUGGAUUACUAUUGCCAGUGGUUGACCAAAUGUAGGCUUCAUGGUGUGUGACUGAGCAUUGUAUGUGCUUAGCUGGCCUGACCUGCUGUGGUAUGCACAGACACUCUCCCUCACUGUCAACAACAUAGUCCCUCCGGGUCUUCUAGAGCUCUACAGCAAAUAAGCAACUAUUCUGGUAAAUGCUGCUCAGUGUUGGAGAGAGGCUACUGCUGAAGUCCCUCCCUGCUUCCAUAUUAGCUUUGCGUCAGAUGGCUUUCUUUAUCGGUCUCCUUGAAAAGCUGAAACAUGGCACUGGGUGACCACUGGACAGCACCAUUUAAGAAUUGUCUACUUGUAACCAUGAUAAAACAGAGCUUUGUUGGAAUUUAUCAGCUACAGCUCCCAUGACUCUUAGCAACAGGCACUCUACCAAACCCCAAUGGGAGUUGAAAUUGUUGAAUGCCAACAAAGUGUCACUUGUUUUAUCUUAGAAGUAUCAAGUCACUCAAAUGUUACCAUCCAGUACAGCAGCAUAUUUAAGAGAAAAGCCAAGUUUUAUGUUUCUCCUUAGAAAGACAAAACCCUACGCAGUACAAAGUCUGGUGGAAUGAACGGAAGGCCAAAAUGAAACAGCUGUUCACGAGGUUAAAGGGAUAAUUCAGGUCGUUUGAAUUGGGGUUGUUUGAGGUACUUAUCCAUAGUCAGUGUAUUACACACAGUAGAUGUCAGUUGGUAUGUCCCCAGUUUGGAGACCCACCCAAAACAAUCAAGUGUACACUUAAUUUAGAAUAUUUUCACCCCUUUGUUUUCAGUCAAACAAAUCAAAUCCAUCUUCAAAUCCAGACUCCAUUAAGAAAAACAGUGAUUUAAUCUUGCUGAACACAGGAGCUGCUGAUACCUCGAUCAGUUAUUGUCUUUGUUUUAUUGUGUGACUUUGCCAUUUAAAGGGGGUAGUUUGGAUUCACCAAAGUCAAACAGUAACACAAGCUAACUAACAGAUCAAGGCAGCUGGACCAGCAGCUCCUGUGUUCUGCGAACUAAGAUCAUCGUUGGGGAAUAGAUUACUUUAACGGCUUACCCAUCUGUCUCCAGCAAAGUACAGCAGUGAAAAUACUUUCAAUGUAGCAUAUGCUCAAACACUAUUUUUUUUAUGUUGCUUGACCAGCACUUCCUGUCUUCAGCAAUGUUAAAUUACUGUUUUUGUCAGCGGGGUCUGGCUUUGAAGAGAGUGAUGUAACGGCUUCAGUUCCCCAUCAGAAUUCACUGUCUGAGGGUGGGGUAACAUGGUUAAAAUAUUUUUAAAUAUAGCGUACACUUAAACUGGUAUUGAUUUUUUUUUAGGUGGCUUAAAUAAGGUAAGCUGCUGACCCUGUCCACAGCAGUACAUUGCUUAGCUUCUGUGUCAGUACUCCUUCCUGCUUCUCCAAACUCGGGGCAUGCUAACCACUAUCUAGUGUAUUAAUACACUGUCUAUAGAUAAGUACCCCAUACAACCUAAUUUAAAAAAAACCCAAACUAUCCCUUUAAAGUUGUGGGUAUUUCUUUACUAAGCAGGACAUGGGCUAAAAUCACUGAAUUUCUGUGGUUAGUUGUUUUAUUAAAUGUGCCUUAAGUUAGUAUCUUUACUUUACCUACCUACCUACCUACCUACCUCCCUACCUCCCUCCCUCCCUCCCUCCUUUGGUGCCAGGCAGGCAGCAUGCUCACAUUAGACGACCAUUUGGCGCCAGGCAGGCAGCAUGCUCACAUUAGACGACCAUACAGUCUGUGCUAAAAACUGAACAAUUAGCUCUGGAGUCAGUUGUGAACAUACGACCAAACAGCUAUUCAAAAGUGUAAACUAGCUGGCUGUCAGUUAGGUAGAGAAUAGAGAGGCAAAGCCCAUCCUUUGUACGGGACCUUAAUUUGGAAACUAUGUACAGUUGUUAAAGGCGAGAGACAAGAAAAAAAAAAUCCAGUUUGAAUUGUGCCAUGAAUAACACAUGUUGAAUAACAACAUGUUUUUUCAAAUCAAGAAAGUCGCAGUUUCUGGUAGUACAUUUUGGUUUUGUGUGAAACUGUUCAGUGAACUAGACUACAUCUUUUUUUAUCGCAUAAUAUACAUGUCACCAACGCCUGCUAGCCAGCUAGCUAGCUAACAUAGCUAUGUUUCAAGCACAAAACAUAAUGUUAUCUUGCUUGAUGUGUUUAAUCUGGUGACCCUUGGCCUUUUUUUCAGCUGGGAGCAAGUCCUGUUUCUCGUGUGAGUUCAUGUCGUACAAAACACAGCGAGAGAGAAAGUAUGACGUUACCUACGUGACUUGUGUAGUCUUCCUAAAUACGCAUUUUAACGUAUACUUUUACAGUUUCAGAACAAACUGCAACUUUCUUGACUUUCUUUCUUGACAUUUUGAGGGGAUCAAAAAUUAAUUGUCUCUUCUCAUUGACUACUGUACAUAUUUUUUUCUGAGUUUAGGUCCCAUGGUUGUCCACCAGACAUGGAGGGUCUUGGCCUCUCUACAAGAGGGUGCUCUGUUAAGGAUUUAAUGCAUAAAAUGUAUAUUUAUACCUACUAGUACAGUAUCAAUGGUCAUCAUUAGGUUGCUUUUUAAGAGAAAUAACUUAUUAGGAGGGGGCGGCACGGUGGUGUGGUGGUUAGCACUGUCGCCUCACAGCAAGAGGGUUGCCGGCUCGAUCCCGGGCGAGGGAGUCCCCCCGUGCAGAGCCCGCAUGCUCUCCCCGUGUCAGCGUGGGCUCUCUCCAGGCGCUCCGGCUUCCUCCCACAGUCCAAAGACAUGCAGAUUGGGGACUAGGUUAAUUGAUAACUCUAAAUUGUCCGUAGGUGUGAAUGUGAGUGUGAAUGGUUGUUUGUCUCUAUGUGUCAGCCCUGUGAUAGUCUGGCGACCUGUCCAGGGUGUACCCUGCCUCUCACCCGACAUCAGCUGGGAUAGGUUCCAGCCCCCCUGGGACCCCCAAGAGGAUGAAGCAGUUAGAAGAUGAAUGAAUGAACUUAUUAGGAAGAAACUAUUUUGUGGGAAGUUGACAGUCUCACCUCAUGGAGUCUUUAAGGAGUGCUAAUGCUAACUGAUUGCAGCAGUUGUACACGCUGAAGUAAAGUUAAGUGCCUUUGUUUUCACACCAUCACUGCUUUCACUGACAUUGUAUGACUGAACCUGAGCUCUAAUGUUGGUAUUCCAAUGAAGUGUUGCCUGUACUCCCGCAAACAGCGGGUAGAGGAGGAAGUAUGUGAUAGCAUAAUGGAAGGAUCUCAUGUGAAUAGUUGAAAGCCUUCCCCCCCCGUAGCCAUGGUGAACACUGUUGAGCUGUGAAGGCAGUAGCCUCCGCUUCAAUCUGGGCUUGUUUUUGCUCGAGAUGACCAACAGAAAGACUCUUUGACUGUGCAGCUGCGCCAAAACAACAGCAACUAUUGCUCACUGGCUUGCUCAUCACCAUUCCUCCAACCACAGCUUGACUUGCAGCCCUGUGUUCACUUAGAAGUAUGCAGAGAAUGAGCACAAGAGAGAAGACAGAUGUGCAGAGAGCUGGUUUGAGCUCCAUUACCGUGCAUUAUUUUAUCAAUACCUGUCUUUUUCUUCUUCAGGGUAGAUUUGUUUUGAUAUGAACAGCUGAAGCCAAAUACCAGUCAUUCAGUUGAACAUUAAGUUGCACAAGUUUUUUUUCCUCUUUUCAUUAAUGACUUCGUCAUCCCGCUUCUCACUGUGUUGAAAUAAAACUCCUAAUAAAACUUCCUCUGUCACUGUCAUGCAAGAGGCAACAAGGUCAUUGUGGCACUUCAGGUUUUUAAAUCCAACAUUUCAACAUCUACAUUUCUCUGAUUUAUUUUCAAAGUGGAAACUCGCCAUGCAGCCUAUUAAAAUCUUUGUUUUUGUCAUGUUCAGUACUGCAAACAUAGUCAUCGUACCUCAUUUGCACAGUACCAGUUUAACUACACGAUUGAUUUUAUUACUACAUAGUCGAAAUGUUUUACAUUGAUGGAAUGAGUGUUGUGAUUUAGCUGUCACUUUCUGUUUUACUUAGACGAGUGCCCGAAGCACAAGUUUGCUGUUUGUUCAUUUAUUAUUGCUUUUUUAUUACUGAAAUCUUCAUUUCUUUUAUAUUUACUGUGAAAAUGUGCUUUUCUAUGGUAGUUUUAAUUUGUUUGUGGAAAAUUAUUUUUUGUCUCUGAAGAGUAAAAACAAAUUUAUCUCAUGAAUAUUUUAUGAGAAAUAAAAGGAAGUAUUUGUUAAUUAA